Messenger RNA from Olea europaea var. sylvestris, 1482 nucleotides. RefSeq names its product LIM domain-containing protein A-like. Bases 1 to 1278 code for a protein of 425 amino acids. The record is from RefSeq and is a predicted model, not a curated record. NCBI's taxonomy places the organism in Eukaryota, Viridiplantae, Streptophyta, Magnoliopsida, Lamiales, Oleaceae. The transcript is spliced from 5 exons.
AUGGAGGGGGCUCACGAAUAUUUUAUUACAUGUGGACCCCCUCCAAGUGAGAGGGGUGUAAGCCUAUUAACUUAUAGAAUGACAGAGAAAGGGAGAUCCUCUCUAUUUUCUGUAGAACUGAAAGCUGCCUGUCUUGGAUCUAUUUCUCUUUCUUCUCCAGUUUGGGUUUGCUAUUUGCAGAUUUUGUUGAAAUAUUGGUGUGAAAAACGCAAAUUGAUCUUUGGUUGCAGCUGUGGGUUUCUCUCAUCAGAAGAUGAACUUCUGGUCAUCAUCAUACCAAAUGCAGGAAGAGUUGUGUUUUACAUCAAAAUGGACGCCAAAAAAUUUAUGCAGUUGGUUGAAGAGAAAAAGAAGAGAGUUUUGGCAAAGAGAGAAGCCCCCUUGAAAUGGGAGCAGAAACUUGAAGCUGCUGCCAAGGCAAAAGCUGAUGCUGAAGCCAAAGUGAGGAAGGCAAAGGCUGCUAAGCACAAGAGAAUAUCUGUAUCUGGGUCAGAUAGCAAUAGUGACUCUGACAGUGGUGAUGAGGAGAGAAAGAGGACUAAAAAAUCCCACAAGAAGCGAAGAAAGCACAACAAUUCCAACUUAGGCAACCAUGAAAAGAGGAAGGAUAAGAGAUCCAAGCGCAAGCCUGGGAGACGAUCACGCGGUUCAGAUUAUAGCAGUGAUGAAUAUGAUAGCGAUUCAGAAGAGGAGAUGAAGAAGCAUGACCACAAGAAACACAGGCAUGAUCAUAUGAGUUCCGGUUCUAGUGCCUCAGAUUCUUCAAGCGACGAGAAUGAUUAUGCUGUCAAAAAAAUUAACCGGGCAAAGCAUCACAAACAUCAUAGGUGGAUUAAGUCUGGACAUCCAGAAUCUUCAAGUGGUGGUGGUGGUGGUGGUGAUGAUGAUGAUGCAACCAGAAAAAGAAGCCAUGCAAAGCAUCGUAAACAUUAUAGACUGGUACACUCAAGUUCAGAUUUUUCCAGCGACGAGGGGGCUAAGAGACAGAAUAGUCAUGCGAAGCACAACAAAUCUGAACGCCGAUCAGACUAUCACGACUCUUCAGAUUCUUAUGAAUGUAUACGGGGCAGGAGGAGAAAGAGUAGCAGAUCUCUGGGGAAAUCAUCUGAUGACAAUGCUGAACCAGGUAAAGAAAAGCACAGGAGGAGUCAUCUUCAUCAUCAUCGACAUGGUCAUCCUCCCCAUCAUCACAAGAUUGGACACUGCCAUACUACUAAGCUGCAAGAGGAUAAUGAUCCGGUUAGGCAGCCUGCAGAAGCCAAUGGCAAAUGCAUAUGACAUGCUUCUGAGGCGGCAAAUAUGAAUGGUCAUAUCAAUCAAAAUGAUCAGAUUCUUUAAACAUAAUUACUGCUCGGCUAGACUUUGUUUUUAUUGUUUCCAUUGUUUUCUGGAUACCAAAAACCAAUUCAGAACUAUAAUUGAAUUGUGUUAACGUGAGAUCUCUGACUUUGAGCUUUAAUUUAUUCGUGCAUAUUGUUGCCA